Messenger RNA from Penicillium vulpinum, 297 nucleotides. RefSeq lists its product as uncharacterized. The transcript has 2 exons. The record is from RefSeq and is a predicted model, not a curated record. NCBI's taxonomy places the organism in Eukaryota, Fungi, Ascomycota, Eurotiomycetes, Eurotiales, Aspergillaceae. Bases 1 to 297 code for a protein of 98 amino acids.
AUGGGGCUCUCCACCGGAGCGAUCAUCGUCAUUGUCCUCGUCGGCUGUCUCGCAGCAACCGCAUUGGGAGCAUCGGUCUUCAAACACUACAAACCCGCCGAUUCAGAAACCCCAUUCAGUCCAAGCUACGAGCAAAAGGUCUACAUGGCUCAGGUGCGAAAUCGAGGGCUUGAAAAGCUGAAGCAUCUAUCUUGGGGUGGAAGGGACCUGGAGUCACGUUAUCCUCCAGCGGGGCCAAGCUACUAUCAACCCCACACUUACACUGAGGACACCACGAGAGACACUGGAAGCUCAUAA